AUGGCUAGUCCCGAAGAAAAAUCCACUUCUGUUAACGAACGCAGUAACGAGGAUAAUUCAUCUUCUGGUGAAUGGACUCUGAUAGGUGACAAAGAAUCUGCUGACAGUAUUAGUAUCAGUAAUAGUAUUGAUGGACAUGACAAUGAAGAUGAUAAUGCUGACGAAAACAUCGAUGCUGAAGAAGCUCGUGAAGCCAUACAAAUUUUAGGAGAAUCAAUUCAGGUUGAUAACAAAGAAAAUAAAGAUGAAGACAAAGACCAAGACAAAGAAGAGAAAGAUGAUAUGAAAGAUGAUGAGGAUAAAAACAGAAAUGAUGCUCUUGUUACACGUGAUGAUGAUUCAGAUGGUAUAUCUGUGAUAACUGACUGUGAAAAAAACGAUGAUAAUUUAUAUAGAAGCCUUACUGAAAUUAUAAAACCUGUUGAUAAGAUCGUCUUACCGGCCGGAAGUUUAGUGCAUAUAUUGAUAGCAUGCACACUGGCAGCGACAGUUGGAUUUGGCAUCGGAUUAUUUUUUGGCCCGGGAAAUACCGAAAUGUCACCUCUUACCCCAACAAUUCAAACUAAUGAUGUUAAUUUUAAAGAUAUAAAUACACAAAGUGAAAAAUCACUUUAUCGUACUGAUGAAUUAAAACAAGAAUCUCAUUUACUAAAAGAUAAUAUUGAUGUGUCAGUAUUGAAUAAGCCAAAAAUAAAUAAUGUUAAUAUUGGUACAAUUAAAAAUAAUGGUGAUAAUAAGCUUGUAAAUAUUAAGGCUUUAAAAAAUAAUGGAUCAUUAAGAGAAAUAAUUGACAAAGUUAAAUUAUCAUUUAAUACUUUAUGUUCGAUUAUUGAAAAUGGUGAUACGUCGCAUCGAACGAACAUAGACUUUGCUUGCGAUCGACGAUCGCUGCUAGAUUUACUUGAUUUGAAAGAUAAUUUACAGAGGAUUAUGACGGGGAUUCAAAUUACUGAAGAAAAUUCAAAUAAACGAUUCAUAGAAAAUGUGGAAUCGAAAAUAAAAAAUAUUUCUUUGACGUUCUUUGAUGAUUUAUCAAAGACUUUGAAGAAUUCAAUUGUAAAAGUCCACCGUAAAUUAGUUAAAGUAAGACGUAAGUUAAAUCAACGAUUAUGUUUAAUACAAAACACGAUAGGCGACGACCCAAAAUUGUUGGAAUUGUUAGAGAAACUAAAUUUACAAAAUAAAAAUUGUAAUAAACCAAUAAAGUCUGAUAAAGUUACGGAAAAAAUUGCCAACGAUGAGCCGAAGAAGAAAAAUAAACCUGAUAAAAAUAAUAAAUAUCCUGUGGGACCGGAAGUUAAGCGCGAAUUUGAUAAAGAAAAAUCUAAGAUGGAUUCAAAAGAAUAUCGCGCUAAGCAAAAUGGGAGAAAUGACAAGGGAGAGUACGGCGAAAUGAAAAGAAAAUUUAAAUCUCAAAGAGAUUAUCAUAAAGAGUACUCGAUAGUAGAUGAUAAUAAAUCAAAUGAUUUAAAUGCUAAAAUAAUAAGAGAUACCGCUAAACUUAAACCCAAUGCUCCUCCAGUAGAUAAAUAUAAAGAUAAGACUAAAGAAUCUCGUAUUAAAAAUGAUGAUAAUUCUGUUUGUCAAAGUAAAUUUUGUAGCAAGCAGCGCAAUAACGAUAGGAAAAAUUCAUUUGAGAAAAAUGAAAACUGGCAAUUCAAAAGAUCUGAAGGACGUGAUAAUUGGCGGACAGAAAAAAAAACAAACGAUAAAAAAGAAUAUUCAUGGGAUUUCAAACGCGCUAAAGGACGUGAAAACGCGCGAACAAAUGUUUGAAUCUUUUAUCUGUGUAUUUAAAUAUAUAUUUAAAAAAAAAAUCCUGACUUCUGGUGUCCACAACUUUGAAGAAAUAAAAUUUUAUUUAUAAAUAAAUAAAUCUUUGAAAAAUUAUUCAAAUGUAUUGAGAUAAAUAAAUUUCAAGUUUUAAUUGUGGAAAGUUAAA
This is a messenger RNA of Microplitis mediator, 1942 nucleotides long. RefSeq lists its product as uncharacterized. Lineage: Eukaryota; Metazoa; Arthropoda; Insecta; Hymenoptera; Braconidae. The record is from RefSeq and is a predicted model, not a curated record. The transcript is spliced from 6 exons. The coding region runs from base 1 to 1776 and encodes 591 amino acids.